GAACGGGGAGGGAGCGGGAGCGGCGGGGAGCGGAGCGCAGCGGGCCGGCGGCGAGCUGCCGGGCCAUGGCGCGGCGGGCCGGGGGCGGCGGUGGCUGCGGUGAUGGCGGCGGGGGGGUCCCCCGGCGGCUGGUGCUGUGGCUGGCCCUGUGGGGGCUGUGGGGCGGCGGCGGCGGCGGUGCCCAGCCCGGCCGGGGGGCUGCCAUGCCCUGGGGCUGGGGCCCGGCGGCGGCCUGCAGCCCCCGCUGCCUGCACGGCGGGCUGUGCCUCGGCAACGGCACCUGCCUCUGCUCCAAGGGCUACGAGGGCGAGCUCUGCCAGCACGCCACGUGUUAUCCAAAAUGCAAAAAUGGAGGGGAGUGUCUGAGACCUGGAAAAUGCAGGUGUCCGCCCGGCUAUGGGGGUAGAUACUGUCAUAAGGUAAGCUGUGAAGGAGGCUGCCAAAAUGGUGGGGAAUGCAUCUCUGUCAACGGGGUUGUGAAAUGCCUUUGUGCUUCUGGCUGGACAGGAUCAAGAUGCCAAGAGGCAAUUUGUCCUCAAGGUUGUCGGAAUAAUGGAGCUUGUGUGGCUCCUGGGAUUUGCAGCUGUCCAGCUGGAUGGGUUGGUGGAGCAUGUCACUUAGCUGUAUGUAAACUACCUUGUCAGCAUGGAGGAAAAUGCAUAGCUCCUAACGUGUGCAGAUGUCGACUGCCCUACUCUGGUCUACAGUGUACAAAGAAAAGGAAGGAAUGAAGCAACUUCAGCAAAGAUAAGCUGCAUUUUCUUCACCAUAUAGAGAUGAAGUCUGAGGGAGGGAGAAAUUAAACAUGGUAACUAGUUGAUUUCAGGUAGCUUUUUUGUCUUCAGUAUAUUAAGUGAAUGCUUUUCUGUAUGAAAGGGAAGUAUUGCUGAUUGUAACAAGGCUGUUUUAAGUAUCCAAGUGUGUUUAGUGUGUGGUGCACACUGCGUGUGUAGUGUAUGAUUUUUCUGCUAGUCUCAUUUUUCUUUAUAAGCAGAAGUAUUAUGUCUUGGUUGAUAGAGCUGACCUUGAAAUAAAAUUUACUCUUCAAAUAAAGUGCUUCAAAAUGGAUCUAUUCUCUUCUGUUUAUUUCCUUCUGACUAGAAUCGAUGUUUUAUAUUAGUGAUGUGUUUUUUAAAAAGCACAUGAAACAAAGCAUCCUAAUUCAGAUUGUCAAAAGUGGAUGUUAGUUUGUCUGAUUUACCUUUGAUAAGAUGACAGUUGCAAGAGGAAACUUGCAGAGUUUGCAUCUCUGCAGAAUCACAGCAAAGAGCAAAGCAUUUUAUUAAAACCCCGAUUCUUGCUUUUUGUGUGCUCCCUGCCCCUCACCCCCAAUCAGAUUUGGAUUUCGAUCAGUUAAGCCCUAUUUAAAACAAAAGGGAAAAAAAUGCUUGUUCAGACAGUUCCACUGUUACAUUCUAAAAGCUUAUUCCUUACUGAUACUCUGAAAGUCCUUAUCUUGACUACUUUUACUAUCAUAGUAUCUGAUUAUCUCUGUACUCCCACUUUAUUUAUUUUCCUUAUUGCAGCAGUAUGGGGAAAUGUCUUUAUCUCCAUUCUGGAGAUGUAGAUGAUACAUUUCCACUCAAGGUUGUGUCUUUGCAAGAGCAAGAAAAUAGGGGGCUACAGACUGGCAGUGAGGAAAAGCCUUGGUUGCCAUGAAUCACCUGUUUGGAGGAUGCCGAGAUUUGCCUUCUGGCCAUGCUCCAUUCUGGCUUCAUUUAGGUUUUGCAGCAUUCUGUGUAGGCUGCAAAUCUGACAGACUUCAACAGGCUUUGUUCUAUGGUUCAUCUGUGCUGUUUCUCAAAGGCUACAACUGAGGAAGGUUUUGCCAAAACGUGCAAGUUGAACCAGGCGAUUUCCUAAAUAAUGUCCAAAUAAAUCUUUUUUAGAUUGAUUUUCGUCAUGUUCUAGGUGACACGGAAUUUUCAGUGGGAGUUUCAGCUUUGCAUUAUUUUGAUCUAUUUAACUAUGCAUUAUUUUAAUCCAUGUGAUAAAAUAAGAUUGUAUCUGUGAAUUAAUUCUCUUAUCAAAACACGUACCCUUCAUAGGCAGAGUGAGUUCAUGAACUUGUUUCCCCAGGGAUCACAAGCUACCAAACAUUGAGCAGCAGCAAAAGCAAUGGGCCAUGCUCCUUUACCGAACUAAGGAGAGAAACAAAGCAUACUGCAGACAGAGCAAAGACAGCGUUAUAGCUCACGAGGCUGCUUUUUUUCUGUUACAAAGCAGUUGUGUUGUGUAGCUGAGAAGCCUUUCUCUGCCUGUGCUGUGGAGGCUGUUGCAUUUUGGUUCAGCUGAAACCUGCUGCACGUCUUGUGGAGGUUUUGGUUCUGGGCACAUGGGGACAGAGUAAGAGGAGUGUAUGGUUUUGUGCUGCUUUUGCUAUGGUACAUUGGGUAUUUCAGACAUGCUGGUGAAAAAAUGUAGUUUUCAUGCAUGGAACAAUGAUUUCAUCAACAAUUCAGGAUAGGAUAUAGGGUGAUGAAAUGCUGUGUCUAUCGCAGCUCACUACAGUAAUCAGGCCCUAACUGAGAAGUUCAGGAGUGAAGUUGAAUACCUCAGAUGAAGUACUGGUUGCAGGGAAGUGAAUGAAAAAAAA
Molecule: messenger RNA, 2596 nt
Organism: Oxyura jamaicensis (ruddy duck)
Lineage: Eukaryota; Metazoa; Chordata; Aves; Anseriformes; Anatidae
Product: von Willebrand factor D and EGF domain-containing protein-like
Exons: 5
Coding region: 66-731 (221 amino acids)
Biological process (GO): anatomical structure development
Cellular component (GO): cell surface; extracellular region
Molecular function (GO): signaling receptor binding
Source: RefSeq, a predicted model, not a curated record